CAUGACAGCUUCCGAAAACUGAGGUCAGACAUUGUGUAUAUAUAAUCAGAGCCCAACAAGGAUUCAGCUUUGGAAGAAGUUCAGGAGCAACUGGUACAGAUUGAAAAGAAAGUACAGUCAGAAAUAAGAGGAUGAUCAUGAAGGUGAGAGUCGUGGCCCUGAUGGCAUUUCUGGUGUCCCGGGCUCAGGCAUUCAUGUCAGUUGGGGGUAGCGGAAACACUCAUGUGACCAUUACUGAUAGUGCUGUAAUGGCAAAGAUCUAUGAGGUGUGUGAAGCAGUGGCUGAAACUGAUGGAAGAGAAUUCAAACCAACAGGUUCAUCAGCAGAAGAGCUGCUGAGUGCCUGCCUGGGUAUGGCCACAGGUGAGGUUUCAGGUUCCAAGUUUCGUACGGCUCUGAAUCAGAUCUACAUGCAGAACAGCUAUGUGGACCGUGACUUGAUGGGCAGUGCACCACACCACUUCAAUAACGAGGCCUUUGAUGAGGGACGCAACCUCAUCACUCAGGGGACAGCAGCCAUUAAAGCUAAUGUCCACACUAACAACCUUCAAUCUGCCCGAGACACAUUGGGGCGAGUGUGUCACACACUGCAGGAUUUUUAUAGCCACAGUAACUGGGUUGAACUAGGUAACAAAAGUCCAUAUGUCAACCUCAUCAGACCAGAUCUCACCAUUGAGAACAUUGCAGAUGUUACAAUGCCAACAUGCAGUGACUGUGCCACUGGCAAAUGUCCAAACCCGCUUCUGCCUGCCAUUCUGAACGGGAAGUAUCUCACUUCGGGAUACAUGGACUUGUUCUCCUCUGACAAACCUCAGGGUAAAUGUAGCCAUGGUGGGGAUACUGAUCUCAGCAGUAGCCAGAAUCCUCGUGGUGGGAUCAAUAAAGAUGAGCGCCUUCCCUAUAAUGCUCAUCUACACAAUACUGCUGCAAACCUGGCAUCUGAGGCCACCAUGGACCUGCUAGAAGAUAUCCGUGGUGCCAUAGGAAACAAGGACUACCUUCGGCUGAUGGGUAUCGCACGAUCUGCAGUGCUGGUCUUUGUCAUUGACACUACAGGCAGUAUGUCACAAGACAUCGCAGAGGCCAAAAGAGUCGCUUACAACAUCAUCGACAGUAAGAAUGGAACUCAAGAUGAACCAUCUCAAUAUAUUCUGGUGCCGUUUAAUGAUCCAGAUUUUGGACCAUUAAUACGGACCACAGACCCAGAUGUGAUGAAAUCUGAGAUCUCCAAGCUCAGCGCUGCAGGGGGUGGGGACAUCCCAGAAAUGUGCCUGUCAGGACUUCAGUUGGCUCUGACAGGUGCUCCCUCCUCCUCACAAAUAUAUGUGUUCACAGAUGCCCCAGCUAAGGAUAUGUUCCUUGAGAAUACCAUCACUGCCCUUAUCCGCAGCACCAAGUCAACGGUGUCUUUCUUCAUGACAGCACCAAUGAGGAAGAGAAGGGAGCUGCCACGCUCACAGUUUCAAGUGUAUUAUGACAUGGCUUUGGCCUCUGGGGGUCAAGCCAUUGAAGUCUCAAAGUCCCACCUCUCUCAAGCCACUGACAUCAUUGUUGACACCUCUACUUCUGCCCUGGUAACUAUUUUGCAGUGUUCCAGGAAUUCAGGUCUUGUGGAGAGUUUUCCCUUUCUGCUGGAUAAAUCUGUGUCCAAUACUACCAUCUACAUCACAGGGAGUGACCUAAUAUUUACCCUACACAGCCCUACAGGUGUGUCUCAAGCUAACACGGUUGCCAGUGGACCUCUGGGAAUAAUUCAGAAAGUGGGAAACCUGCAACGAAUCCAACUGAAAGGAACGGACAUGGGCCUGUGGAAUAUUGACAUGAAGUCAACAGGGUCCUACACCAUAAAAGUAAUUGGUCAGAGUGCAAUUUCAUUCAUCUAUGACUUUGUAGAGGAAUUCAAAGGACCACAUCCUGGAUAUGCUGUCAUUGAUGGAUGCCCACCAGCAGGAUUACCAGCUAAGCUGUUGCUAAUGCUGACUGGAGAGAAAGGUCCAGAGGUUCUGGAGGUGCAGGAAGUUGCUCUCAUGGAUGUGUCAAGGCUCAGAGUGUCUAAAGGAACCAUAGAGAAAAUGGGUAAUGGAUAUUUCCUAGUUACUGUGAAGGAAGUACCAGAGGGAGAGUUUGUGGUGUGGCUGAAGGGAAAAGACACAACCUCCUCUAGCCUUUUCCAGAGGCAGAGCACCACACAGAUGUCUCAGUCCAAAGUCAACAUUAAGGCAAUGGUAGGAAGCUCCAUGCAACCAGGAAAAGAAUUUAAACAAAAUUUUAUUGUAACAACCAAUGGAACUGGUGGUGCCUACACAAUUCAUGCAAGGAACGACAAAAGCAUCCCUAUGAACUAUCCAUCAACGCUCACCCUUGUAAGCGGAGGAAGUGCUCAAGGGACAGUGUCUCUAACUCCUCCUGCUAACACUGUUUCAGGCACAGACGUUACUCUCACUAUGGAGGCAGAGGGCCCUGGAGGAAGUGACUCAAAUUAUGUUGUGCUUCGCCUUUCGGUCCUCUCUAAGGUGACAGACUUCACACCUCCAAAAUGCAAAAUUUUCGGUGUUCAGGGCAGUUGCUCCUCCUCCUCUUGCAGCUCGUCAAACUGGGAACUGUCUGUCAACAUCACAGAUGGUAAUGGCACAGGUAUCAAUAGCAUUACCAUCCAGCAAGGCAGUGGAAACCUCACUCAGAAAGAAGUGGUAAACACCAGUGUAACCGUGGUCAUGGGUCAAUAUGAGGCCUCAUGUUGCUCACCUUCUGUGACUUUAUCUGCAGUUGACAAGGUGGGGAAUGUGGGCAGAUGCAUUUACAGCAUGAAGACCAGUGCAGGCUCUCCGCUCGUCAGCAUGUCCCUCUCUCUGUGGGCAUGUCUGUUUAUAUCCGCCAUGAGUUUGCUACGUGAUGUCUUCUCUCUUUGAUGGUAGAGAGCUCUUCCAACCAAAUUCAAAAGUAUCCUAUCCAUUGCUUAAUCUUGCACUCUCUUAAACCCUCUACGAACUGUGAAAUAAUAGAAAGUGAGAAACCGUGCUGCUUAUUCAGAACCCAUAUUCAGAGAGUUUUAUGUGGACACAUGUGACAGGCAGAAAAUUAAUUGUGAGUCAUGGAAGUAUUGUUUGUUAACAUGGAUUUGAUUAAAUGAUUUUUAUUUAACAUACUAUCCUUGACAAAGGACUGUAUUAUUCAUUUCCAAUACAUUUUAUAUACAGUACACAGAUAGUUGGAGUGCCAUGUUUCAUACUAUUCUUUUUAAAUAAAAUGUUUGGAUUAUCAAAAUACAAAGGCAUUGUAGGAAUGGAAAUUAACAAAGAAAUUCAUUCCUGAAUUAAGACUCUUAUUCCUUUGUGAAAACAGACCACCUCUUUCAUUCCAAUACUUACAAAGGGUGCUGGUAAUGAUCUAUCAGCCUGUUGGCUGAGGUGUCUUGUGUAUUGAGACUCUUUCAUAUACAUAUUUCAUACAUCCAAUUUGAAAUUAUUUUCUUUAAAUUGUAACCAUCUGAUGUAACCUUUUAAGACAUUACUGUUAUUAAACAUUUUCAACUUAAUCUGUCUAGUUUCUAGCACUGUGUAAACUAUAUACUUUCAAGUGCUCCAUAUUGCUUAACAAUAAGGUCAUAGUUCGGUUCUAAACAAUGCUCUCCCACGUUAUUAGCUAUUCUAACUGCACUUAUUUCCAUCGUUGGUAUAAGUAGCAGAAGGUGGUAAUAGACAAGAAAUGCACAGUUUUAUUCCAUCUUACUGUUAACAUUUCUUCUGUCACCUCAGCAUUCUUACAUCUCGAACCACUGUAGUUCAAAAAAAAAAAAAGAAAAACACCUUACAGCAUGUUACAAAUACAAAAUACAAAUGAAUGUGUUUGCUUAUAUACAAUUUUACUAUUUUCCCUGCCCAGAUAGAGAAAUAUAUAAAAUAGUUUAUACGUUCAGGCAAGCUUAAUAUCAGUGCUGUCUCAUUAAUAUCUGCAAUGACUUCUACUGUAAAUACACACUGAAAAAACAUAUUUUUUGGUAGCUCAAAUGUACCAUACAACAUUUAUUUUUUUAAUUAAACCUUAAAGAAAAAUUAUACUGUAGGCCUAUAGAGCAUUUUUGGUAUGCACUAUGCAUUAUGGUCACAUACUAAAAUGCGUUAGCUUAUAUAGUGGUUUUAUGUGCUUUGGAUGAGGUGGUACAUGUCAUCAGAGGAAAAUGCAAUCUAUAAGACAAUCUAAAGCA
Myxocyprinus asiaticus (Chinese sucker) is the source of this 4204-nucleotide messenger RNA. Its product is annotated as von Willebrand factor A domain-containing protein 7-like. The transcript has 17 exons. The coding region runs from base 132 to 2909 and encodes 925 amino acids. NCBI's taxonomy places the organism in Eukaryota, Metazoa, Chordata, Actinopteri, Cypriniformes, Catostomidae. The record is from RefSeq and is a predicted model, not a curated record.